This is a messenger RNA of Colletotrichum destructivum, 2802 nucleotides long. Its product is annotated as Putative tetratricopeptide-like helical domain superfamily. Gene Ontology annotation, molecular function: ribosome binding; 7S RNA binding; protein binding. Gene Ontology annotation, cellular component: signal recognition particle, endoplasmic reticulum targeting. The record is from RefSeq and is a predicted model, not a curated record. The coding region runs from base 272 to 2200 and encodes 642 amino acids. Lineage: Eukaryota; Fungi; Ascomycota; Sordariomycetes; Glomerellales; Glomerellaceae. Gene Ontology annotation, biological process: SRP-dependent cotranslational protein targeting to membrane. The transcript has 2 exons.
CCACCAUCCACAUCGCCCUGACCUAGGCUGCAGCGUGUCUUCACCAGACGUUGUUGUAUUUGUGUUUUUUGAUCGAGAUUAGUCAAGACCGGCGACACCAGCCACACGAGCACCACCAACCGAGAUCCCUCAAUUCCUCCGCAGUUUGUCGCUCGUCGUGGAAAUACUGACCACUCCCUAUCGCUGCUGCGUUUGAACGACAUAACAUGCAGUAUCGGUCCCGCUGAGACCAUCGCCAUACGCCUCUCUCCGCCCCUCCCCUCACCUUGCGAUGCCUUCGGAUCCUGCCGCUAACCUCAGCGCCCUGCUGCGCGCGGCCUCCAUCGAAGACCACGAAGAAGUCCUCAAAGCCGCCAACGCCACUUUGAAGGUUUCUUCCGCGGACCUUGUCGCUCAACAGACCCGAGUCGUCGCCCUCCUCAAGCUCGAUCGUUUCGACGACGCCCUACGCGCCAUCGCCGACGGCGGCAGCAAGCUUGAGGACGCCGCCUUGUUGGAGAAGGCUUACGCUCUAUACAAGACGGGAAAGCUGCAAGACGCCCACGAGCUCGCCAACUCCAGGCCCCAGCGGAGUUAUCGUCACCUCGUAGCUCAGGUUGCCUAUCGAGCCGAGGAUUUCAAGGAUGCGCUCGAAGCCUAUACCAAUCUCCUGGAAGACCCCCAGGAUGAGGCAAGCGACCUGAAAAUCAACCAGCUGGCGUCCGCAGCUCAGUUGGAAUGGAAGUCCUCCGCCAACCUCGACGGCGAUGACACGCCUAUACCUACUGCCGAGGACGCCGACACUUUCGAGCUCGCGUACAACAUUGCUUGCGGUACAAUCGCGCGCGGCGAGCUGUCCAAGGCGUCAAACCUUCUCCAAAGGGCUCUGCGUCUCUGCGAAGAAUCCGAAGAGCUGUCAGAGGACGACAAGAGCGCUGAGAUGAUUCCCAUCAUGGUCCAGCAGGUUUACGUCUACUCGAGGUUAGGGAAGGCCGGCGAGGCUCUUGAAAUCCAGGAGCGUCUGUCUAUCUCCGAUGAAUGGGACGCUGAGUCUAGGUUGAUUGCGCUGAACAACAAGUCGGCUCUCGCGACUGAUGCUGAGAACGCCUACUUGGCCCAACGCAAAGUCGACGCGGCAGCGGUGCUGAGCAAGCAGGCCAAACUGUUCAGGUACCAAGACAGCCAGCUGAAGCGGAACGAGUACAUCCUUGGUCUGCAUUCUCAAAAGUUCGACGGUGUCUACGAGAACACAUCCCGAUCACUUGACGAUGCUGCGCCCACUGUAUCUGUUGACACCAACAGCCUCUCAGCCAUCAAUGCAACAGCUUACGCCCUGCGUCAUUCCAAGACGGUCGAUUUCAAGGGCGUUCUUCCUUUGGUCGAGAGGCGUCCCACGGAUGUCGGCCUCCUGCUCACCAUAGUCCAACUCUACCUCAUGGCAAAUAACACCGGCGCCGCCCUAUCGGUUCUCGAAUCCUUCCUGCAGAAUCUGGAGAAGCAGGGCACGUCAGAAGUACGCUUCUCUCCUGGUUUGGUUGCCUUGGCCGUCUCUCUCUACAGGCAACAGGGCCGUCACAGCAGUAUCCGGUCCGAAUUAGCAAAAGCCUCAUCCUUCUGGGAGAAGCGAGACGGCCGUCAUGUCGACUCGCUUUUGCUUGGCGCCGGCUCCGAGCUUCUCAAGUCAUCGGAUCCCAAUGACAUUGCGGCCGCCGGUGCCGCCUUCGAGAAGCUCUGCCAGAAACCCAGCGCGAACCAUGUCGCCGCCGCCGGCCUUGUGGCGUCUUUCGCCACCUCAGACAGAGCCAAGGUCACGUUGUAUUUCAAAGACCUGCCCCCUGUCGACGACCUCCUCGUCGGCAUUGACGUUGACCAGCUCAUCGGCGACGGCGUUGUUACCCACUCGAAGGCGGUUAGCCAGUCCAAGAAGCGCCGCCUUGAUGCGCAGCCGACUGAGACGAUCAACAAGAAAAAGCGAAGAAGAAAGCUGCCCAAGGACUACGUCGAGGGCAAGAAAAUGGACCCCGAGAGGUGGCUUCCCCUGCGUGACCGAUCCUCGUACCGGCCUAAGGGCAAGAAGGGCAAGAAGAAGGCCAACGAAGCCACGCAGGGCGGCUUUGUCAAGGAGGAGGAGACGUUGGAGUUGGCGGGCGGCGCGGGAUCUGUCAAGGUCGAAAAGGCACCAACCUCGUCGUCCAAGAAGAAGAAGAAGGGCAAGAAAUGAAGGGGUGCAAUGGCCAGACGUCAGUCUCUACUCACUCGCCUCCAUUUCCCUAUUCGUAGACGCGAUCGGCUAUACUUUGUGGUAUGCAAGAUGCCAAAGAUACAAAGUCACUCGGCCACGCUUCUCAUGUCAAAAAUCUUGCUGGGUACCGAGCACAUGAGGAGGUGAGGGUAUUGUACAAAAGGUCUCGCUGAAAAAACAAGUAUGGACCGCUUUGCACUCAAGACUGCACCGCUGGCCGUGAAUCGACCAGGUCGUCCGAUCUCUCUUUCAGUUGGCCCUGGUCGCCACCACAAUGCUAUGCCCAAAGUCCAGUGUCCUUUUCCCCGCUUAGCCAUGAUUCCACAAAUAUAUGUACACACAUCCGCCAUUAUAAAUCGACCACACUUCCAUUUUGGUGUGAUUGCUCUCAACAGUAAAACAAGAUGUAGUAAAAGUGUGACAGGGAGAUGAAAGUCCCCAUACGCACACGCUGAUGGUGUAGUAAUGAUCUGUCCAUGUUUGCUCUCACAUUCCUCUUUAAAACUCGCUCUGCAUUCAAGUCCGGACGAUGUGGUGUUCAUGCUUCUAAUCCAUCUAACCCACCGUUUAAUGUCGCUCCC